Populus trichocarpa (black cottonwood) is the source of this 387-nucleotide messenger RNA. Its product is annotated as 60S ribosomal protein L8-2. Gene Ontology annotation, cellular component: cytosolic large ribosomal subunit; ribosome. Bases 1 to 387 code for a protein of 128 amino acids. Gene Ontology annotation, biological process: cytoplasmic translation. Gene Ontology annotation, molecular function: structural constituent of ribosome; RNA binding. NCBI's taxonomy places the organism in Eukaryota, Viridiplantae, Streptophyta, Magnoliopsida, Malpighiales, Salicaceae. The record is from RefSeq and is a predicted model, not a curated record. The transcript is spliced from 2 exons.
AUGGCUUUUGUUAGCACUUGCUGGGGUGGUGAGAAAAUCUUGUCCAUUUGCUUUAGAGCUAGACUCAAGGAUUUGCAUUUAGGAUGCAAUUUCCGGGACAUUUUGGCCACCGGAAUCUUCACAAAGACUGGGAAGCCAUUGAUAAAGGCAGGAGAUGCGUAUAACAAAUAUAGAGUCAAGAGGAACUACUGGCCUAGGGUUCGUGGUGUUGCCAUGAAUCCUGUUGAACAUCCUCACGGUGGUGGUAAUCACCAGCAUAUUGGGCAUGCCAGUACUGUUGGUCGUCACAAGGUUUCAGGCCAAAAGGUUGGGCAAAUUGCUGCUAGGCAAACUGGCGGCCGUAGCAAAGGAACAGCUGCUCUCAUGGCUAAAAAGCAGAGUGCUUAG